Messenger RNA from Annulohypoxylon truncatum, 2595 nucleotides. RefSeq lists its product as uncharacterized. The record is from RefSeq and is a predicted model, not a curated record. Bases 300 to 2426 code for a protein of 708 amino acids. The transcript has 2 exons. NCBI's taxonomy places the organism in Eukaryota, Fungi, Ascomycota, Sordariomycetes, Xylariales, Hypoxylaceae.
ACUUCAACUCACAUCUCCCACUUCACUACUAAACUUUAGGCGCAAAUCAAUUUUAUGGUUUUCAAUUUGGAGAUACCUAUCCUUCUGGUAUACCAACAUCUACCUUCUUCUAACUUUUAAUCUACUUAUAAGCUCGCUAUGAAGCCUACAGGCUCCCUCAAUUACACACAGACAGGCUUUGGUCAAUCACAGCUUACGUCACUGAAUUACUGAGCCCCCCUCGGUCUUGGCCUAAAUAGAAGAAUAUCUACAAUUCCACACAUUCGUUAUUGUUAAGAUUGAUUCACAUCGUCGUUAAAAUGAGUCGAAAAUCAUCCACAGAUAUUCCCCGGUCUCAGAUGGAUCAUCGAUGGCAGAGCCCGUCACCUGCGCCAUAUACUGCUUCAGACGAUCCUCGAUCAUCCUCUACUCAAUCCUUACUUCCCUCCCCCACGGAACGGGAUGACUCUGGACGUCGGAGACUUCUAGUUAUAUAUAUCCAUGGUUUCAUGGGUAGCGAUUCCUCUUUCCAGUCAUUUCCAGCCCACGUACAUCGCUACCUCAAGUUAGCCCUCGUUGAUACUCACGUCAUUCAUACCAAGAUUUACCCAAAGUACAAGACCUAUAAAACACUUGAGGUUGCUCGCGAUAACUUCAGCACAUGGCUGGCCCCUCACGAGUCGCCUACUACUGAUGUGGUACUUCUCGGUCACUCUAUGGGGGGAAUAUUAGCUGCUGAUAUUGCUUUGAUGCCAUCGAAAGACCAGUACCGCAUUGGAUACUUCCUCCAUCGCAUCUUAGGGACAGUCCAUUUAGAUGUGCCCCUCCUCGGGCUUCACCCUGGUAUCAUCACAGCUGGCAUUGCUAGUUUGUUUCGGUCAAAACCGGACAAGACGGGUCCGGCUAACGUACCAGAGGGUCCAAUACCAGAGGAUGAAUCAACUGUAUCUAUAUCUAACGUCGCCUCAGCAAGCGCUUCAAUAUACUCGGAUCCAUCUAGUAUCUCUCAGUUUUCGUCGCACUCUUCGAGUUCCCAAGGAACCCGUAUACCGCAUGGCAUAACGUUCGAUCCCAACUUCAACCCAUCCUUCCCCAACGACGUCCGUUUGCAGGACAGGGGUUGGUGGAGGAAUAUCGUACACUUUGUUGAGAAGCAUAAUUCGGAGGGUCUCGUAGAUGCUGCCACUAAUCACAUCAUGUCACACUUGGAAUUUGGAGGCUGCCUUUUGGAUGGCAAUGGCCUUAGAACACGCUACGAAAAUAUCCGUAAGCUAGAAGAUGUAGACGACAUAAAGCACCAUGGUUUCGCUCACGUACCUCCAAGAGUUCGCUUCACUCAAUACUAUACCGUGUGCCACGGGUAUCCUAAGAAACCCAAAGCCCGGGAUUCUAAUAACAGACCAGAAACCCCUGAGAUGCUAAAGAGCCCACAUUCCGCUCUUCAAACGCCGCAAGCCUCAAAUCAAGACCACAAAAGCCCCUCACGCGAAUACAACCAGACAAAUGGUGUUUCUGAAGAGGAUUAUUUCAACGUCAACAACGAGAGCCCAAGUUUACAGCUACUUGAUCCCGAACCGAUGUCUGAAGAACCAGAACCCGCCGUUGAAUCUAAUUUAUCCUCCAAGACACCAGAAGACUUCAAAGGCAAAGCCUCGGAAUCUUACUUGGUCGAUAUCGAGUCUUCUGGUGGUGGGGAUGAUGCAAGUACGAACCCCCAGCAAAGUCAAGAAAACCACGUCUCAAAAGAGCCCCCGGGAAAUGAUACAACUGGAACAACUGGCCUCAGCAACACUAUAGCAGCCUUAGCUCUUGAUCUACCGGCGAUCCCAGAACCACCCAAAGAACCUGAACCGCCGAACUUGGAACAGUACACGGAUAAGGACAUUCGGAAACAGGCCGAGAAAGAGGCGAAGCGGGCACAGAAAGAAUACGCUAAGCUCGUAAAGGAACGCGAAAAGACCAUCAAAGAGAGGCAGAAAAUUUUCGAUAAGAGAAAAAAGAAAUUAACACAAGAGACAGAGAAGCGAGAGAAGGAAGAACAGAAACGGCGUAAGAAAGAAGCCAUGGCAGCAGCGCCAAACUCUUCAACUUUAGAAGAGGGGAUGCCAAAAGAUGCAUCUAUCUCUCUAACCUUACAGGAAUCUAGGGACUCAGAUCAUGGCGUGGCAUCAUCUCUAGCGACUCCAUCGGAACAAUCACAAAGCAAGGCUAAAUCCCCGAAGCAACCAAAAGAACGUAAAUUCUGCAACACUCCAGCCAAAGUAGACGGCCAAAUUGAUCCCAAGUGGGUCAAGAUCUUUAUGAAGGACACAGACCAAGUUGGUGCACAUACCGGUCUGUUUUUCAAAGGCGAGCACUACGAAAGACUCGUCGGUGAUGUCGGCGAGACUAUCGUAAAUUGGGUUCAGGAAGACAUGAGUAAAAGGGCUAUUUUUGAAAUGACAUGAGAGAUGUGGCGUUGAUGCUUUUACUGUUGGAUUGGAUACCCUCUGUUGCGAAACACUACUAGUUAGUCUUGUGACGAUACAAGAUACCUAAGAAUAGCAAUGGGUCAAGCAUUAAUUAUCAUCUUGUUGGCGAGACAGUAACGAAUCGUUCAAUCAAAUUUUGAUUCUC